CGGGUUAGGACUACAGCGGCAGCCCAAAGCAAUCGAUAAUCCAUGAGCCGAUUUCACCGCGCUUCGCAGCUGCUCGUGGCACUUCGGAGGUACAUUACCACCAUCUACUGGACAAAAGCUUAUCCGUUUAGCUGAGUGAGGCAUCCCAACAAACAGCAACCAAACAGGCUCCAGGCAGCCAAACCUCCUUGGAAAUAUACAGAAAGACAGUGAGUGAGUGAGCGCUGCACUGUGUCGGACUGCAAAGGCUCCUCUUGAAGGAGGGGGGCCGAGGGAGGGGCGUCUGUGGAAAAUGAACCGCUACACAAUGCUAAAACAGCUGGGGGACGGCACCUACGGAAGUGUACUCCUGAGCAAGAGCAAUGAGACGGGCGAGCUGGUUGCCAUCAAGAGGAUGAAGAGGAAGUUUUAUUCUUGGGAAGAAUGCAUGAAUCUGAGGGAGUUGAAGUCGCUGAAGAAACUAAACCAUCCCAAUGUAAUAAAACUGAAAGAGGUCAUAAGGGAAAAUGACCACCUUUUCUUUGUCUUCGAGUAUAUGAAAGAAAACCUCUACCAGCUCAUGAAUGACAGGAGCCAUGCAAUGUUUUCUGAAAACGAGAUAAGGAACAUCCUGUUUCAAGUGUUGUCUGGCUUAGCUUUUAUGCACAAACAUGGGUAUUUCCACCGUGACAUGAAACCAGAGAACUUGCUCUGCACUGGUCCAGAAUUGGUUAAGAUUGCAGAUUUUGGGCUUGCCAGAGAAAUACGCUCCCAGCCACCAUACACUGAUUAUGUGUCUACCAGAUGGUACAGAGCUCCAGAAAUCCUGCUCAAGUUCACCUCAUACAGCUCACCUGUUGACAUCUGGGCAGUAGGGUGCAUCAUGGCAGAACUUUACACCCUCCGACCCUUGUUUCCUGGCAACAGUGAGGUGGACGAGAUCUUCAAGAUCUGUCAAGUGCUGGGAACUUUGAAGAAGGCAGAUUGGCCUGAGGGCCAUAUUUUAGCCAGCUCAAUGAACUUCCGUUUUCCAAAAUGUGUCCCGACCUGCCUCAGCUCUCUGAUUCCCAAUGCCAGCGAUCAAGCCAUCACACUAAUGAAAGACAUGCUACAGUGGGAUCCCAAGAAAAGGCCAAAUGCUGCCCAGGCACUGCGGUAUCCAUACUUUUAUGUGGGUCAGUCACUUGGUGUCCCUCUGAAGUACUCAAAGCAGCACAAGCUCCUGUCAAAGACUCUCAAAGGAGCUGUGGAAGAAAAAGCUCCAUGUAUGACAAACAAGUUGUCUCAGGAGCCCAAAAAAGCUCAAACAGAAUCACAGAUCAGCAGCCAAGCUCUCCAUCAGCCCCUUCAUCCCACCCAACCAUCCCAGCAGGCGGACACACAACAACAAGUGUGUCCCAGCUUGCUCUCAGAGGAACAGCAGGAACCUCUUAGCCUGGUAAAAAACAGGCAGCCCAUAACUCCUACACAAACAGUAACCACGGGGGCGGGGAACAGUGUUACCAGAGUGAGAGCUGGUCGAAGACGAUGGGGUCAAACGUCUAUCAAAUCGAUCGACAGCUGGGAUACUGCUGAUGAUGCAGAUGUUGGAGUUUCCAUCUCCAAAAAACCCACCAUCAGUGCUUUGAGGGAUGAAGCCCUUGAUGUGUCGAGCAGUUGUUUUCCUGUGUCAAAGACUUCUACACCAGUAAAACCAACAGGCAACAAUGGACUGGACAGAGGGGACUCCACAAUCUUGUCUCCCAAACAGCACUACCUGCAGCAGUCCAGAUACCUACCAGGCAUAGAUCCAAAAAGAUCUUCAACAGGGAACCAGGGGGUCAGUAGAAGCCUGUGGGACAUCUUGGGCUUAGCUCAAGGACAGGAACAGGAGCGCCCCCUUAUUAAAGACUCCUUCAUGUCCAAGACAAAUAUUUCACCUGUUGAGAAGUCAGAAACUAAAGACACUAAACAGAUGACGCCACAAGCACAGAUCGGAGGCCCCUCUGCUGUUGAUCUGUCAUCCUCUGCUGAUCUCCGGAUUGACUCAAAAAUUAAACUGUCCAAGAGUGCAAUCUUCUCUAAUAAAGAUAUUCAGAUAGACCAUGAUGACUUCAGAUCUCCUCAAAUCCCUUGUCCUUGUCCAAAUGGCAGCUUUUCAGGAAUGAACACCUUCUCUAGAAACAUAAACAUGCCACCAAUACAUGGGCGGGUAGACUGGACUGCCAAAUAUGGAGGCAAUCGAUAGAACAUCAGUGCACAAGACCAUGUGCUGAUUACUUCUCAUUUUCUAUCACUAAUUUGUCAAACAUUUAAAUAUUGGACAGAAAAUGCCCAGUCAAUCCUACAAUCAGUAUUGUUGACAUUGCAGAGACUCAUUUUGCCAUAAUCCUUCACAAUACCUCCAAAGUUCACGCAGAUAAGCAUUUCUGCAGGAGCAAUUUGUUCGUACUGAAGUGUGACCACCUGUGGUGGCGUAAACCAUAAACCCAACCCCCACCCAUUUCUCACACACGGGCCUCCUACCAGUAUCUUGUAAGGAUCCAUAGUAUAAUAUAAUAUACACGAUUCCACAUUCCUCACUAGGAAUGUAACUGCAGCAUAUAGUCUUCUGUGAUUACUGUGUUUGAUUAAAGUCAAAAUAAAAUAGAACUCAUCAUGUUUUUUCACACCCGUCAUGGCUUCCACUCGCGUCAACUCCUGUCUCAUGGUUUCCACUCCCCUCAAUUCGCGAUGACUUUGUUUUUCGCAAUUCCCGCUACCUCCUGCUCCCGAUGACCUUCGCUCCCGCUCCUGCCCAAUCGUGAUUGAUUGUGAAGUUCACUCCUGACCCCCGGGAUUCCUGAAAAAUGUCAGCCUCUACCGUGUUCAGCUCCACAGAGGACGGAAUUAUGAAUUUCUUGCAUGCAUUUAAGAAAUAACCAUAACUCUUUCCAUACAGACAAAACACUGCACUGUACAGAAACAAAAAAGAUGUACUGUACUAAAAUCAUAACCAUUAAACAGCAAAAAUGCAAUCAAAAGUGCUCAUUGUG
Messenger RNA from Phyllopteryx taeniolatus (common seadragon), 2993 nucleotides. RefSeq names its product serine/threonine-protein kinase MAK-like. Gene Ontology annotation, biological process: cilium assembly; protein phosphorylation; intraciliary transport. Gene Ontology annotation, cellular component: cytoplasm; cilium; nucleus. The transcript has 16 exons. Bases 293 to 2206 code for a protein of 637 amino acids. The record is from RefSeq and is a predicted model, not a curated record. NCBI's taxonomy places the organism in Eukaryota, Metazoa, Chordata, Actinopteri, Syngnathiformes, Syngnathidae. Gene Ontology annotation, molecular function: protein serine/threonine kinase activity; ATP binding.